This is a messenger RNA of Ylistrum balloti, 2190 nucleotides long. RefSeq names its product putative amine oxidase [copper-containing]. Gene Ontology annotation, molecular function: copper ion binding; primary methylamine oxidase activity; quinone binding. Gene Ontology annotation, biological process: amine metabolic process. Gene Ontology annotation, cellular component: plasma membrane. The record is from RefSeq and is a predicted model, not a curated record. The transcript is spliced from 3 exons. Bases 1 to 2190 code for a protein of 729 amino acids. Lineage: Eukaryota; Metazoa; Mollusca; Bivalvia; Pectinida; Pectinidae.
AUGUUCGAGUCGGACGCAGAGAGAGGUCAGACCCUUGCCAAGAAUACUUUCUACAAACUGAAGAAGAUGCUAGACAACUCUUACAAAUGGAAAUGGAUAUCGCUUAUAUUUACCAUCUCCACCACUGCCUUCCUGGUCAUCAGCGUGUCCGUCUGGGUAGUCAAGGACCGACAGAUCAAGGCAGCGAAACUACCCAGUUGCGCUCUCGAUUCAGACAGACAACUGUCAAGGUCCAAACGACAGGCAAGUCAGAACGACGUCUUUGCUGCCAUUACAUCUGAGGAAAUUGAUGAGGUCUUAGAGUACUUAUAUGCGGACAUGGUCUUGAACUUGACAAAGCCGGACGAGGCUGCUAUUGACUCCAGUUUCAUACACACAAUAGAACUCCAACCUCCAAGGAAACAGAACGUACUUGAUUAUUUGUCUGGUUUAAGCAAGCAACCAGAGAGAAUGGCCAAGGUGUUGAUUUUCCGAGGAGAUGUAACGCCACCUGUCCUCCAGGAGUAUAUCGUAGGACCCUUAUCCAACAUAUCGGAAGCGAGAGUGAUGAACACAUCCGCUAGGAAGACUACAAUUCCUUACAACUUCAGACCGUUCUCAUCUUUCGAAUUUAAGGCAAUCUACAAACACAUAAUUACGUAUAUUGCGAGGCGCGCCGGACACGUUUUGAGAGAGAGCUACAAUGCCACUCCAUUAGACUGCGGCAGGCAGUGCCUAAGGUUCUCUAUGACUCCGAUAUCAAGUGCUUUUCUAUCGAAAGGUGAACGUAAGUCUUGGUUUUGGUUUGCUUACGACAUCGAGUUUUACACAUUACAUCCUCUUGAUUUCCAAUACAGGGUCAAUAUGACAAGCGCUAACCCCAAGGAAUGGACCAUUGAGAAUGUUUGGUAUGCGAAUCAGAUGUUCUCCAGUCUUGAUGAAUUUCUUACCGCGUACACAUGUGGAAAUAUCAAUAAGACCGUGAUGUCCUUCCCUUCCGCCGAAGAAAACAAGUAUAGUUCUUUACAUUUUCGAGAACCGUUCUUCCCUGAAGCUGUUCUUCGUCCUCCCAUUCAAGUGGAGCCUGACGGAACCCGUAUCAACAUUGCAGAUAAUGAAAUACACUACCUCGCUUGGGAUCUAAAAUAUCGGAUGUCUCCAACGGUCGGACUUCAACUGUUUGAUGUCAAAUUUGACGGAGAGAGAAUUCUCUAUGAGAUAAGCUUGCAGGAGGUGGUGGUUACAUAUUCUGGGUUCAGCCCAUCCGCUCGAAUGCUUAAUUAUGCUGAUAGCGCGGGGUUAUUUGGUACCAGGUGCAGAGGCCUGUUACCAAGUGUUGACUGUCCUGCAAACGCACGGUUCCUUAACACACAUUUAUACUCUGCUAAUGAAGGUGGUCAUCGGACUUAUGAAAAUGCAAUGUGUGUAUUUGAACAUACUACAAACACACCUAUUCGAAGACAUCGCGCUUAUGGUCGUAUUGGGGCUUUUUACGGAGGCCUGGUUAGCUCUGUCUUGGUAGUGAGAACGAUACUGUCCGUGAUCAAUUACGACUAUAUAUAUGACUUCUACUUCUACCAGACAGGGGCAGUAGAGGUGAAAAUUUCUCUCACAGGCUAUCUCGGAACAACCUUCCACAUCCCAGAAGAAAACCCAUAUGGAGUACACAUUAAAGAAGGCAUCAACGCUGGAAUCCACAAUCAUUUAUUCCACAUGAAGGUAGAUUUAGACGUGAAAGGAACUGAAAACCGCUUUGAAACCCUCGACCUAAAAGUGGAGAACAAGACCGAUCCAUGGGUUGAUGGUGGCCACCACGUACAAACGUACUAUGAGAGAAACGUGAAAAAAACAGAACUUGAAGCAAUCUGCAAUUAUAAUUUCUCAGCUCCAAAAUAUUUUCUAGUCUCGAGUCAUAACGAAACCAGCGCGCAAGGUCUACCUCGAUCAUUCCGGCUGCUACCUAGAGGGAUGUCAAAUAUGUUGGUGAAUCCCAAUUAUGGGUUUUCAAGCUCUAUUCCAUGGGCGAGACAGCAGGUGGCUGUUACUCAACACAAGGAUGAGGAGGAGACAAGCACUUCUAUAUUUGCUAUGUGGGAUGCUAGCGAUCCAGUCGUCGACUUUGCGAAGUACAUAGAGGACGACGAGAAUAUCGUUGGGGAAGGAUAUAGUGGCAUGGGUCACCCUUGGAACUCAACAUAUACCGCAGAUUGA